CACGUGACUAGCAACCUAAACAAUAUUUUCCAGGGGGGAGCUAACGUAACGGUGAGAAGAAGUACGCUAACUACUCAAUUUUAACAACAGCAUUCCCCAUCCGUUGUACACCUCGCACACUGGGAUGUGACGGCCAUGGCAGUAAUUAGUCUUCGUACUUUCAGAGAGCGGAUCAUCAUGUCGAGGAGGGAAAAACCUGUCUACAUUUCAAAAAAGGAGAACUGCCCCGGUUCGCUGAGCUGAAAAUGGGAGCCAGUGCUUCAUUAUCGCUCUGUAGCGACGUGUCUUCAGUGAGAAUUGUGAGGCCCAGCGCCAAGAUCAGUCCAGAGCCCUUCAUUCCCACCCUGGUUACGGAGCCUGAAGAGGCACCCAGGUGUGUGUUUGGUGUUGCUUUGGAAACACUGAGAGAGGAAGGGCAGAUGGUCUGUGGAAUACCCCUUGUGUUAAGAGACAUGGUGGAUUACUUGGAUAGGAAUGGAAUACAGCAUAGAGGUCUGUUCCGUCUGUGUGGGUCAGUGGUGCGAACCAGGCAGCUGAGGCAGCGGUGGGACAGUGGUGAGAGGGUUGACCUGGACCAUGAGGCAGAUGUCCCUACUGUAGCAUCUCUACUAAAACUCUUCCUUCGGGAGCUCCCUGUUCCUCUCAUUCCUGAGCCUCAGCGCAAACAGCUGGUUCUGUUCAUAACAGGAUACACAGAUGAGGAGGAGAUGAACCAAAGUCUGAGAGAAAAACUAUCCCAAAUCCCUGAUGACAACUUCAAUAUUUUGUCUUACCUCAUCUGCUUUCUAUCCAGAGUGGCCACUCACAGCCAGUCAAACCACAUGCCUGUGGAAAAUCUGGCAACCAUCUUUGGACCUUGUAUAUUUCAUGUUGCAGAAGGACCCAGGAUGCUGGAGGAGCAAAGUGUAUGCAAUGCCCUGUUGCUCCAUCUCCUCAGGCAUGCAAAGGCUCUCCUUCCAGCCCCAGCCGUGGGCUCCUCAAUUGCCUCAACCUCACCUCCUCCUCCUGUCCUCUCUGCUCUUUCACACUUUGAGGUCCGACCCAGCAGCUGUUACUCAGACCACAGCAGCGUCCCCAGGUUUGGGGUGGAGAAUGCCGUGUCAUCAACCAGUCCUGCUAACCAGACAGUACGGCUGCAGACUCACCUCAAAAGUACUGACACACCGGUGCAGGGCUGUGAAAACAGCUUUGACGUCAGCAUUGACAUUCAGAAGCUGAUUGCAGACCAGGAGGUUCUGGAGGAGAAGAGUGAAAGUGUGGAGGCAGGCGGUGUGCUCUCCUGCCCCACUGACCCAGGGCCAGGGCAACAUCCACCGAACAGACCAUCUCAAAGCACACAGGGGGAGCUGCCAGAGAUGGAGUGUACCACCCUGGGAACCUUAUCACAGGUGGAGGUGUCCUCCAUAGCGAAGAAAGAAGACAUGUAUGAAGUAGACAUGGUCAAAGAUGGAAAGGUCCUUUCCUCAUCUCUCAAUGAUGACUGUUCUGCGGCUUCUGCAGACACAGGCCACCUGUCAUCUAUUUCAGAGAAUGAAACACAGAGCAAUGCCCAAACACCGAAGCAGCCCACAGAGAGCGUCUCUUUCACCUCUUUCACCAAGGCAGAAGACAAAACCACAGUGUCUGAAUGGAAGAGCCCCUCUCUAAAGCUGCAAGCCCUGGGGGCUGACUUGGGACCUCCCUUAGCAUCAGGAGACCCUGAACCUCAGGAUAACUUACCUGCUCAGCAACAGCCUCUGUCUAAUGAAUCGCAAAGGCUGAAUGUGACCCACAGCCUGCCAUUAGCGCCUUCUCAGGAACAGCAGACAGUCGACUCAUCACCGCCUGCACACACCCCGUCCCCGCAGCUGUCAGAUUCCAGUCCUGUCCAUUCCACUUCCGCUUAUUUAGAGGAACUUUCUGGAGAGGAUACACUACCGAGCCCAUCAGGCCCUCACGCCAGCCCACUCCUUUCCCGUUUUACGAUGACUGACUGUCCAGUUCCCUCGCCACGUUGCCCCAACCUCAGCCACAGCCAACGCUACAAUCUAGACCCCGACACAGCUCCAUCUCCACCCUGCUCACAGCACAUACGCAUGGCUCGCUGCAGUGUCCUUACAGAGCGAGACGAGGGCACCGUGUCCAUCUCAGCUCUCAACAGGCACAUCCACACGCUGAGGAAGAGGAUCAGGCAUUUUGAGGAGUGUUUUGAACAGGAGAAGCAUUAUAAGCCAGCACACAAUGACAAGACAGCACAUCCAGAGGUGGCCAGACUGAUGAAGGAGCUCAUCAGGUGUCGCAAGCAGCUUAAAGAGCUGAAGCUAAGGCAGUCAGAAGAAGCUGAAACAUGCAGGGGCAAUACAGACAAACAGGAGGCAGUACCGACAGGAACUGAGCUCCAGCAGCUGAACAACAACAGCAACGCCAAGCCAAACGUAGAGGAAACGGUGAACAUUAUAACAAACAGGCUGAAGGAAAGACGGCAAGAGCUGGGCCUGCCCGACAGCAUUAAGGAGAUGUCCCCUUUUCAGAUGAGUAUGGAGAAGACCAGCAUGCAGAAGUGUUUGUUGUACUUCGAGAGUCUUCACGGACGGCCGAGCACCAAGCAGGAGCGAACUUUGAUGAAACCUUUCUACGAUCGCUACCGUCUUCUCAAACAGCUGAUUUCUUCCUCAGCCACAGUAAACAUUACAACCAUUGAGGAAGAGGAGGGCUCUGAUGAAGAGCAUCCCAAACAGAGAAGCCCCAGGCAGCAGCCGCUGUGGUUAAAACCCUCCAUGUGCGUGUCCUUAGAGGAGUUGCAGUGUCCGCCCUCCCUAGAAAUGUCUGAAUCGCCUCUGGUAUCGCCGCUGGAAGAAGUUAAGGUUCUCCACCCGCAGAUUAUCACUAUGGCAACACUACAUGAAGCUUCCAGACCAGAAUUACUCGAUCACCUCAGGCUGACUCGAUCAGAAAAGCAGAGGGUUCACCAAGCGCUUCGAGAGUUUGAGGACCAAUUCUAUGCACAGACUGGCAGGGCAUGUCAGAAGGAGGACCGUGGACCAAUGGCGGAGGAGUACUGCCAGUAUAAGAACCUUAAAGCGAAGCUCCGUCUACUGGAAGCCCUGCUUAGUAAACAACAGGACUCAACCAAGACAAGUUGAGUUACUCACAGUGGGACCUUUUUCUCUAACUUAACAGGACUCGAUCAUUUCUGAAAUAAAUCAGGUCAUGAAGCCGGUG
Messenger RNA from Pundamilia nyererei, 3201 nucleotides. RefSeq names its product protein FAM13A. The transcript has 20 exons. Gene Ontology annotation, biological process: signal transduction. The coding region runs from base 246 to 3122 and encodes 958 amino acids. The record is from RefSeq and is a predicted model, not a curated record. NCBI's taxonomy places the organism in Eukaryota, Metazoa, Chordata, Actinopteri, Cichliformes, Cichlidae.